AUGGAAAUCGAGAUUGAUUUCCGACUUUGUGAGGAAAGAAAGCUUCGCGAUGGUCACUACAAUAUUGUUUUUGCUCAUCCAGAAACUUUGGUUUCAAGUAAAUAUGGACGGGAGUUAUUAUUAAGUGAAACAUACCAAGAAAGUGUGAUUGCAAUAGUUGUUGAUGAAGCUCAUUGCAUGUAUUGUUGAAUGGUUAAUAUCACAUUUCCUCUUAUGCAAUCAAUCAACUCCAAGCAGUUUUAAUAUCCAAUAUUUUAUUUUGUUUAUAAGUGAUUUUGUUCUCGUAGAGAAUAUUAUAUUCUUUAUGUUUACAUGUAUUUAUUCUCUAUGUUUGCAAGUAGUAAAUAUAGUGCAUUAUUUAGUGUGGUCACUGGUCAAUUCAGUAUUAAAAACUAUAUAUUUGUAUCCUAUUAUUCGUUCACCUACUAUACCCUGUAUUUUGUUACAUGUGUUUUCAUGUAGUGACCACACUAAACAAUGCACUAUAUUAACUACAUGUAAACAUACAAAAUACAGACCUCGCAACUUUGCAGAGAAAUUAAGAGUGAGAUUGGGGAUGUGGAUGACCCCUUUGUAAAAGUCCGGGGGUCUGAAAUGGCAUUUCGUACAUGAUGAGAGUUGGUGUUUUUUAAUGAAAUACAUUGCUUCAUAACGUCCUUUAAGGUGCUGAUUACAUGGUGCCGAGCUGGCCCGGUUAACCGGGCUGACUCGUUUGUUUAGGACCUUACUGUGGUUUUAAAACUCGCGUAAAAUAAAUUUGUGAUAAAUAAUUGGUUUAGUAUAGAUACAAAAUCAUCCUAAACCCGAUUUAAAACUCAUUUUGCGGCCCAAGGAAGAUUUUCGUGAUAUUUUUCAGCCCGGUUAACCGGGCUGGCCCGGUCCAUGUAAUCAGCCCCUAAGACAAGGCACUUUAGUUACAAUAACUGUAUUUCUGCGACAUACAUGCAGUAAUGAGCUUUAAUUUGCCUUUGAUAAUUUACAUAUAGAAUUCUGCUCCGACUGAUUCUUCCUUUUGACCACCGUAUUUACAUAUGCGUACUAUUUUGUAUCCAAAUUGCGGGCAAAAUGUCGGGCCGUAAUUAUGCAGGAACAUGAAUAACACGCGAUUAUAUAUUCGAUUUGCGACCCGUAUAAUGAUUAAUAAUGUGCCUUUAAGAAUACAAUAUUAUAUUAUUGAAAAAUACUAUGAAACUGCUAUAUGCGUGAGAUUUACUAAACGUUGGCGUGAGAGUGAAGCGAAUUGCGUGAGACUCACGCCGAAUGCGUGAGAGUUGAGGGGUCUGAAAAUAACUACAUGUAAACAUAGAGAAUAUAUUAUUGUAUCAUAUACUUACCUUCUAUUUUGUUUUGACUGUUGCAGGAGUACCAACCAGAAAAGAUUAUGGCAAAUUAGGAGUGCUGUGUGCACUUUUUCCCGAUGUUCCCUGUCUUGCCAUGACCGCUACAGCAAGUCGGACUGACAUGAAUGCUAUCUACGAGUUGCUAGGCUUGAAGAAGUGUGAAUAUAUUGUGGCCAAUCCUGACAGGAAAAAUAGCUAUUAUAAAAAAGUGUUUAGACAUGGACAAGAUGCUGAUGCUAUUCAAUCCAUUCUGACACCAAUUGCCAAAAGUCUGUUGAAAGAAAAGACUGCAUACCCACUUACAAUUGUGUAUUUGCCUUUGAGGUUGUGUGGAUUUGCUUAUAAGCUAUUUGAAUAUGUUCUUAGUGCUGAACAAUAUUUCCCUCCUGGCUCUGCUGCCCAUUCCUGCAAACCGGUUUUUUGCACAAUUCCAUGCUCCAUAAACUGUUGA
Paramuricea clavata is the source of this 1791-nucleotide messenger RNA. The record is from the annotation of a GenBank genome assembly. NCBI's taxonomy places the organism in Eukaryota, Metazoa, Cnidaria, Anthozoa, Malacalcyonacea, Plexauridae.